This is a messenger RNA of Calidris pugnax (ruff), 3834 nucleotides long. It is a transcript of the gene AMER1, whose product is annotated as APC membrane recruitment protein 1. The coding region runs from base 108 to 3329 and encodes 1073 amino acids. Gene Ontology annotation, biological process: regulation of canonical Wnt signaling pathway. Gene Ontology annotation, cellular component: plasma membrane. NCBI's taxonomy places the organism in Eukaryota, Metazoa, Chordata, Aves, Charadriiformes, Scolopacidae. The transcript has a single exon. The record is from RefSeq and is a predicted model, not a curated record. Gene Ontology annotation, molecular function: beta-catenin binding; phosphatidylinositol-4,5-bisphosphate binding.
GCCUCUCCCUUUGCUUCAGCUGGGCUGCCAGGAUGCUGCGCUCUCGGCGCCCGGGAGAGGACUGCGCCCCCGAAGUCGUCGUCCCCAGUUGAUGCAGCCCAAGGGCCAUGGAGAGGGGCUGCCCGGAGGAGCCCGCCCGCAGCGGGGGGCAGCCGUCGGCCCCCGGGCGGCGGGAGGAGAGCAGGGAGCGGCCGCCCGAGGGGGCCGACGGCUGCGGGGGGGCUGCGGAGCCUCAGGCGCCCCCCGGGAAGCUGAAGAAAACGGCUUUGAGGCUGUUUGGGGGGAAGAGGAGCAUCUGCACGCUGCCGAGUUUCUUUGGGGGCCGGAGCAAAGGGCAGGGGAAAGCGUCCUCGAAGAAGGGCCUGGGGAAAUGCCGGACCCACGAGGGGCUGAGUGGAGGCGGCGGCGAGCAGGGCGAUGGGGCGCCGCUGGAAAGCCCCUGGGAGGGGAGCGGGGAGUCGCCUCCCUGCCCUUUGCCGAGCUCCCGGAGCGCUCCCUCGGCCGUGGACGCCGGGUCGGAGUCGGGGCGGCGGGACGGCUCUCCCCCCAUGGAGGGCUGCGAGAAGAAGGCCGGCGGCGAGAAGUCCUCCCUGCCCAGAGCCAAGAAAGGGCUGAAGGGGUUUCUGAACAGCAUCCGGCGUCACCGGAAGAGCAAGGCUGCCGAGAGCGAGCCGGCGGAGCUCCCCGAGUGGAGCGGGGCCGCGGAGGAGGCCGGCAAAGACGCCGGUGCGGGAGCGGAGAGCCGAGGGGCCGCGGGGGGAAGGGGCCCGGGCCCUGUCCCUGCUGCCGUGCCCGCCCCGGGGGGCUUGGGGGGUGAGGGCUCAGCGGCCACGGCCACCCCCUGCGGGGAGGCUGCCCAGCCCGGCCGUCCCGCGGCCAGUGAUGGUGGCUCUGAGGGCGACGCGGCGGCGAUGCCGGGGGAGAGGGAGGGUGCGGGUACGAAGUCGGAGGCCGAGGCCGUUACCUGCGCGGAGUUGGACCCCGAGCAGCUGCUGCUGGCCUUUCAUCCGGACUUGGUGGACACCGACCCUCCGUGCCUGCACGCCGGGGAGCUGCUCAGCCUCCUGCUGGGGGACGUCACCUCCCUGAAGAGCUUCGACUCCCUGACGGGGUGCGGGGACGACAUCGCGGAGCCCGAGGUGGCGGAGAGCAGCCUCUCGGUGGAGCGCGGCAGGGACGCGGGCAAGCGGAGCUCGUGCCUGGUGAGCUACCAGGGCGGUGGGGAGGAGAUGGCCGAGGCGGAGGAGGCGGAGAAGUUCCUCCCCCAGGUGUGGGAGGGCAGCGGGGACAGGGGCUACGGAGCCCAGGUGUCGAGCAGCAGCUUGGAGACGCAGGACGGCCGCCCUUACGUGGGGGACGCGCUGGAGGGCGUGGAGCUCCUGACGCCGCAGAGCGAGCAGCAAGAGUCGGCCCCGAACAGCGACGAGGGCUACUACGACUCCACCACGCCGGGGCCGGAGGAGGAAGGCGGGGAGGGGCUGGGGGAGCUGAAGAAGGAGCGUCUUCCCCGGGACAGCUACAGCGGGGACGCGCUCUACGAGUUCGACGCGCUGCUGAGCCCCUCUCUCGGGGAGGAGUCCCUGUUUGAGGGCAAAGUCUCCCGCCCGGGCAUCUUCAGCUACUUCUUGGACUUCUGCCUGCCCGUGGAGAAGAGCCUGGUCCGGGCGCUGGGGGAGAAGCGGGGGCUGAUGGAGACGGAGGAGGAGCGGCUGGCGGCCAUUCAGAAGGAGCUGCUGUACUGGGAGCUGCAGAGGGAACCGCUGCCCCGGCGCCGCGACCUUCCCGGCCGGGAGAAGUGUCCGCGGGACAAGCCCUGCCUGGAAUGCCAAGGCCGAGGGGCCGGCUCCGGCGGCAAGCAGGCGAGCAGGCUCGGUAGCCCCCCGGCGGGCUCGCCCGGGCCCAGGAGGGGUGUGAACGGCGGGGUGUCGGCGGCCAGAGGCGAGAAGGCGGAGUGGGGGGACUUGGCGGGGCCCGUGUGCCCGGAGAGCCGUCCCGACGGCCACCAGGCCCAGGGUGGUGGCCUCCUCCCGCCGGGGAAGAGCCCCACAGGGCCGGCCUCGGAGGCGCAGGGGGGGCUGCCGGGGGGCUCCGUGCCGGGCGGCGCGGCCCCGGGCAGAGCGGGGCUGUUCUCUGGCUACGGGCUCCCGGAGCGCGGCGGCGGCGACGAUGAGCCCCCGGUGGGCGGCGAGGCCGAGCCCGAGCAGGCCGUGAGCUUCUCGCAGGCGCUGGUGGAGUUCGCCGGCAGCGGGACCCUCUUCUCCAGCCUCUCGGAAAGCCUGGGGAGCUCCGGCUCGGGCUCGUCCUUCACCCAGAACCUGCCCGCCCUCCCCACCAUGGUCACCUUCGACAUGGUGGACGUGGAGCAGGAGGGGGAAGGGGAGUGCGAGCGGCACCCCGAGCUGAACGGGGGCGAGGCCAUCGCUGAGGCCUUCGAGGAGGGCUACGGGCGGAAGGAGUCGCCGGCCGAGUGCCGGGAGAGCCCGUCCCCGGGGGGCUCCUUCCCGAGCUGCCCGUGGGGCGUCGCCAGCCUGCCCCGCUGCCUGCGCCCCCACGGGCCCAGCCCCUCCACGCCGGCCCCGCUCUCCGUGGGCCGCAGGAGCCGCUCGCUGGACACCGAGAGCCUGGAGUGGGAGCUGGCCCACUCGCAGGAGGCCCCGGGUGGUGGCCCCCAGGCAGGCCGGCCGCGGUGGCCGCGGGAGGGUGGCAGAAGGGACUCGGGCGGCGCGAGGAGGAGCAGGAGCGAGGAGGAGGCGGAGGAGGCCGAGGGCGGCUGGAGCCGGCCGGGCGUAUGGCCCCUGUGGGCUGAGGCCGAGGCAGCUGCCGGGGGGAUGAAGCACUGGGGCUUCGCUCCGGCCGCCGCCGCGGAGAGGGCCUGGGAGGCGCCGGAGCAGCCCGUGUCCCCCGGGCCGUCCCUGUCCCGCAGCGUGGCCGGGGACCCUGCGUCCCGGUGGCCCCGGGAGCCCCAGGAGCCGGAGCCGAGCCGGCGCCCGUCGCGGCCCUGCCAUUUGCCUCUGCGGGGCGAGGGCAGGCGGCCCCGGGAGCGGCCCCAGGGAGAAGCCGGCGGCCAGAAGCUGCCCGUCUGGUUGCCCCCGGGAGAAGCGGAGCCCGAGCUGCCCCCCGGCUUCCGCUUCGCCUGCUCCCCGGAGAAAGGCGCCCCGUGCAAACCCGUGGGCAUCGCCCAGGGCAUCCCUCAGCAUCCCCCAGGCAGCGCCCGCCCCGCGGGGAGCCCGGAGCGCUGCGGGGAGCCCCUGAAGGGCAGGGCCGGCCCCGGGCACCCGCUGCCCCUGGGCUGUGCCAGCGCGGCCGGGAACGUCACCCCGGGGCAAUAGGGAGGGUGUGGGGGGCUGCGGAGGGCAGGGAGGGGGAGAGUGGCCAGGAACCAGCAGUUUGGGGGGAGCUGAAUGUAGAGCCGGGCUGAGGGGGGGGAGCUCCUCUCCCGCCUCCCCCCGGCCCGGGAUCCGCAGGUUGGGCAGAGGCACGGCCUGGUUUUCCAGCGCCGAGAGCGGGAACAGCCCCCGGCGCCACUCGGAGCGGCCGGAGGAAUCGCUGGGAAGGGCCCCGUUUGGCCUCGGUGGGUUUGGGGGUUCCUGCAGGGUGGGAGCUGGGGGAGCCUUUGGGGAGAAACGGGGCUUUUCCUUCCCCUUCUCGGUGGAAUGUUUUUGGUUCAGACUCACCUUGAAUGUCGUCCGUCUGGGUCUCCAUUUGGGGAGGCCGGGAGGAAGGACACCGGUUCUUUCCCGAGCGAGGCCGGGAGGCCGCUCAGCCGAAAGGGGAAUGUUGCAGUCACUUUUUUAUUUAUUUUUGUUCCAUUUCCCUUGCCCCAAAGGAAAGCAG